Molecule: messenger RNA, 312 nt
Organism: Bufo gargarizans (Asiatic toad)
Lineage: Eukaryota; Metazoa; Chordata; Amphibia; Anura; Bufonidae
Product: histone H4
Exons: 1
Coding region: 1-312 (103 amino acids)
Biological process (GO): nucleosome assembly
Cellular component (GO): nucleosome
Molecular function (GO): structural constituent of chromatin; DNA binding; protein heterodimerization activity
Source: RefSeq, a predicted model, not a curated record
AUGUCUGGUCGCGGUAAAGGAGGGAAAGGGCUCGGGAAAGGCGGCGCCAAGCGGCACAGGAAGGUGCUCCGCGAUAACAUCCAGGGCAUCACCAAGCCUGCCAUCCGCCGUCUAGCUCGCAGGGGAGGCGUCAAGCGCAUCUCCGGCCUCAUCUAUGAGGAGACCCGCGGGGUGCUGAAAGUCUUCCUGGAGAACGUCAUCCGGGACGCCGUCACCUACACCGAGCACGCCAAGAGGAAGACCGUCACCGCCAUGGACGUGGUCUACGCGCUCAAGCGCCAGGGCCGCACUCUCUACGGCUUCGGGGGUUAA